CUCACUUCAGUCCGUGAGAUGGACACUUUUCCUAUUCUGGGGAAAAGAUCACGGGGAUCCUUUACCCUAAAUCAUUGAUUGUCAAGUCGUUUGAAAGGGAUAUAGGAGAGGACUACAGACGGGAGCACCAGUCCCCAUGUUCAGGCGCAAGGACCAGCGUUUUUUUGCGACUGGAGAUUAGCUGUAAAAGUGGAUCAAGGAAAGCAUGCGCUAAUGGAUCAAACAUACGGAGAAGUCAACCAGCUCGGGGGUGUAUUUGUUAAUGGCCGACCUCUUCCCAAUGCUAUCCGAGCAAGAAUCGUAGAGUUGGCCCAGCUCGGAAUAAGACCUUGUGACAUCAGUCGACAAUUGCGCGUCUCGCAUGGUUGUGUAAGCAAGAUCUUGGCAAGGUACAACGAAACGGGUUCGAUUUUACCCGGUGCAAUUGGAGGAAGUAAACCACGAGUAACAACACCAAAUGUAGUGAAAAGCAUUCGGGAGUACAAGCAAGGAGACCCUGGGAUAUUUGCUUGGGAAAUCCGUGACCGACUUCUCGCGGAUGGAGUUUGCGACAAGUACAACGUUCCUUCAGUGAGCUCCAUUAGCCGAAUUCUUAGGAACAAGAUUGGAAAUCUGUCGCAACCGAAUCAGUAUGAAAACAGCAAGCCACAACAUCCACAGAUACCAUACAACCACAUGUAUCCAUACUCCUAUUCCAAUCCAAUGUCUCCUACCGGGAACAAGCUGGGUAACGCACCUGGAGUGCCGGUACACGGAGGGCACGUCAGCCUGUCGCGGGCCUGGUCGUCGAUGCACACUGUUGGCAAUUUUUUAGGUAUACGGGCCUUCAUGGAUCCUUCAGCUAUUGCUGGAGCUGAGGGCUACCAGCCGAAGUUAGAGGAUUGGACUAGCGUGAACCGAGCCACAUUUCCCUCUGCACACGCCAUCAAUGGCAUCGACAAGUCUCCCAUAGAAGCGGAUAUCAAAUAUCCACAGACCUCGUCGAGCCUCUCCAGUUAUGUUCAAGCUUGUGCGUACUCUCCAGCCAAUCAAUAUGGGGUAUAUAGUGGCCCGGCUGGUAGUUAUGUGACUGGACAUCCAUGGCAGUCCCAAGGAGCCACGCUGUCUCAUCCCAACAACGCCACAGCCAUGCAUGCGUCAAACCUGCACUCUCCUAUGGCCUUCAAACACUCACGAGAAGCUGGGAACAGAAAACCUCCGAGUCCUCUGAGCAAGCACCAGCACGAGACCCUGAGUAGCGUGCACGGGCUCGCGCUCACUACCUCAGGCUCCUAACUGCAGAACACAUGCAUGUAGUUCCGAGCAGAGUGACUACACCAAGGAAAAGGGAAACGGCUGUGGACACGCACUUUCAUGACUUUUCAGUAAGUUAAGAGGUUGUAGUAAGCCAAUUUGCUGAAGACGGACACGACAUUAGUCUCCUCCAAACUUUAAGAAAGACAGGACUGCAAGAUCGAAUGCAGUACAUUUCUGCAAUAUUUGCAGGGGUCUUUGUUUUUGACUCGCCCAUCUUAAUACUUGUCUGGAAGAAUUCACAUGGUGGCACAAAUGUUUAUGGCAAGCUUAAUGUUCGUAGCGGCUCGGUGGAAAACGUUACCUUAUUUGUUUGUGAGCAUGCAUACAUUAAAACAAAACAAAAUAUUGUCAAGCGGAGGAGCCAGAAUGUAUUGUUAGUGAGCAUGUCUGUAAAUGUUAACUAUUUUUGAAAGGUUUAUUAUAUAUAUUUUCUAAAUAAAUUCCUUUGUAAAUAUGAUUAAUAAAGGCAUGUAAAAAGAAAGGACAUCUCUAAUAUUGUCCAGCUACUUGGUUUAAUAUGCCAUUGUUUACUUUCUACAGCGAAAUAUUUAUAAAUACCAACCAAAUGUGAAACUUCAAUGUUGAUUACAUCACACAAAAGUAGGCUGCCUCGCUGAUUGUAUGCAAUGAUAAUUCAAUUGGCCAAAAGCCUGUAUACAAAGUUAAUUAUUUCUACUUUCAUCUUACCAUGCUGCCCCUCUUGUUUGUGCUAACUGGAGUUAAUGAUGCUAUGCACUGAACGGCGCCUCUGGAGAUGCUAUCUUAGCAGUGUGCUAUAAUGCCUGAACUUUCGUUUUUGCCUUUUCUGUGUUUUAUAAAACUAUAAAGCUAUGGAGCUAUAUAGCAAAUCAUUACAGUUUUCGAUUUUAUUACAUUUUAUACCUUGCAAGAACUCUUCAUAGAUUUUGUUCAGGGCCAAUAAACGCUUAUGUGAAAACGACGCAAACAAUAACGCUUGCACUUGAUUGAGUUCAGCUGAUGGCAAUAAUCCACAGGCGUGGAGUGGGAAGGUAACAGUCACAUUGCAUAUCUGCAACAAUUCAGCUGCACUUUUGUGUGAUGUGUAGCAUUGCCUUGCAUCAGUAUUUUUCUUCAUAUUUACUUUUGAUUUAUGGUUGUGUUCUGUUCAGCUCUACCUCGUAUAUAGGUUUGUUUCUGGAGUGCAUAAGGCUCCUAUACAGUUGAUGAGUGCGUUAUAGGCUUCGCAGCGACUGCUGCUUUUAGCCUCUUUUUUAAAGAGAGAAUUUGUUGUAGGUGUUAAUAUAGUAUUUGUACUGGAAAUAUUUUUUCAACUACAUAGUCAAUUGAAUUUAAAUAUGGAAAGCAGGCUAUCUCUGUGAAGAACUGUUUAUAAUGGAGGCUAAAUACUGAGGUAAUGGAAUCUAACUAAUGCUUUUUUAGCCACAUUGUGUGGACUCAACAUAUUUGAAAUUACACUGUAAAACUAUCCCCCAAAUGCAGCAGUUUUUGACUACAACUGUGUAGGUUUGUUUUUGUGCAUCAUACAGCACAUGGGUAAUUGCUGCAUUAGAAUGUAAAAUUAAAAUCUGGCCUAUGGUUUUUGCUAUGUAUCAUUCUUAGUAACUCUAGAGAAUCAGAAUGUUGACUAACCUACCUGAUGCUUAAACAAGUUUAUGUUCUUCAUGAACAAUACUCAAUUUCUCACUAUUAGUUGCUCAGUGCAAAGCAUGACAUGGAAUCAGGCCUCAGGGACCAUUUAGAAAUCAUUUCUUCCACUUUAUCAGGGAGACCCUGCUUCCCCAAAGUCAAUCUGAGGCGUUGUGAUGUUAAAUGUGGAAUGCUUGAGCAAUAAAGUGGUGCUGGACUAGG
Alosa alosa (allis shad) is the source of this 3126-nucleotide messenger RNA. It is a transcript of the gene pax1b, whose product is annotated as paired box 1b. NCBI's taxonomy places the organism in Eukaryota, Metazoa, Chordata, Actinopteri, Clupeiformes, Clupeidae. Gene Ontology annotation, biological process: regulation of transcription by RNA polymerase II; anatomical structure development. The transcript is spliced from 5 exons. Gene Ontology annotation, molecular function: RNA polymerase II cis-regulatory region sequence-specific DNA binding; DNA-binding transcription factor activity, RNA polymerase II-specific. The record is from RefSeq and is a predicted model, not a curated record. Bases 214 to 1275 code for a protein of 353 amino acids.